Molecule: messenger RNA, 759 nt
Organism: Penicillium pulvis
Lineage: Eukaryota; Fungi; Ascomycota; Eurotiomycetes; Eurotiales; Aspergillaceae
Product: zinc finger MYND domain-containing protein
Exons: 1
Coding region: 1-759 (252 amino acids)
Biological process (GO): regulation of transcription by RNA polymerase II
Cellular component (GO): nucleus
Molecular function (GO): DNA-binding transcription factor activity, RNA polymerase II-specific
Source: RefSeq, a predicted model, not a curated record
AUGGCCGACGUGACCCCCACCGACGACAAUUGCCUCAACUGCAAUAAGAGCAGGGCCGAGCUAGACUCGCUCAAGCAAUGCAGCAAGUGCAAGUCUGCACGCUACUGCUCUCGCGACUGCCAGAAAGCAGACUGGAAGCAUCACAAGAAGGAUUGCGCAAGACUCGCCCAAGCAGCAGCCGAGACCCAACCCGCCGGAAGCAACACUAGUGGCAGCGAUACCGGCACGCAAGCUCUCGACUUCAAAAUGGACAAACCAUUCCACCAACUUCACGCGAAGAAAUGGCUUCACGGCCGCCCUGAACAGGACGUUUACAAGCUUCUUAUCGACACAUACCGUCUUCGCAUGGAGGAUAAAUACAGCCUUGAAGGAGACGUGGCCUCGGAUAGCAUCUACAGCGGUGUGUCUAGUGGCGUACCAGGCUUCCGACGAUUCUUGCGACUAGUUGAGGGUAAAAGGGAACUGUUGCCUGAGUGGUGGUCUCCUGCCAAGUCCCAGGCAUGUGUAGCCUUUGCUUCUGGGCAGCACAAUGACUACAAUGUGGACCACGCUGUUGAGAAAUCGGAUAUUAUUCAACAAUAUGGGGAUCCAAAGAUGCCUAUGCAGCUGCGUAUGCUUGGUGAGCAGAUCUACGGGAGUGGUCCAGGAGGACAGCCGGGGGCGGGUAUGAUGCAGAUGCAGAUGCUAGCUGAGGGAAGUGAUGGAAGUAUGAAAAUGUCAACUCUCGACGUCAGUCAGUUUUUGGGAGGGGGACGUUGA